AGGCUGUUUGGCGUUACCGGGAACUGCGCAGCGUGCAGUAAGCUGAUUCCCGCCUUUGAGAUGGUGAUGCGGGCAAAGGACAAUGUGUACCACCUGGACUGCUUCGCUUGUCAGCUGUGUAAUCAAAGAUUUUGCGUUGGAGACAAAUUUUUCCUAAAGAACAACAUGAUUCUCUGCCAGACGGACUAUGAGGAAGGCUUAAUGAAGGAAGGUUACGUAGCGCAAGUGCGCUGAGCCAGAGACGCCGCCACUUCCCGAUAUAACGCACUGUGUUCUACGUGUAUAUAGGACGCUAGGAUCUGCAGUAUGUGUCAUUAUAGGAGAUCCUGGUGCCGGGGAAUAAAUGGGACUUACCUGGAUCUGUAUGUAGCCCAGUAACUUACCCCAGAUUGAAUGUUUCAUAAGAUCCUGUACAGACCGCCGGUUUCUUACGCUCAUUAUUCCUUUGUUUCGCUUGCUCGCGUUGAGUUUUGUCCUGCGGCAUGAGAACAUUAUUUUGGAUUACUACUGUACAUAAUGUAUUGUAAAAUUUAAGACACAAAUGUAAUACAGUUUUAUUGUGUUACUAUUUGUGUUGCUGUUCUUUCUUGUAAUUGUUGCAUUUAGUACAAUCAGUGUUUAAAUUAUAUAUAUAAAUCUAUUUCUGCUUUCUGUAUUUUUCAGCUAUUUUACAUGAGCUGUAACUUUCUAGUAAAAAGAAUUAAAGAGCAGGACAUGUUACUUCUAGAAA
This is a messenger RNA of Pseudophryne corroboree (corroboree frog), 730 nucleotides long. It is a transcript of the gene LMO3, whose product is annotated as LIM domain only 3. The transcript has 2 exons. Gene Ontology annotation, molecular function: DNA-binding transcription factor binding; transcription coactivator activity. Gene Ontology annotation, cellular component: nucleus. The record is from RefSeq and is a predicted model, not a curated record. The annotation marks the transcript as partial. Gene Ontology annotation, biological process: positive regulation of transcription by RNA polymerase II. Lineage: Eukaryota; Metazoa; Chordata; Amphibia; Anura; Myobatrachidae.